Molecule: messenger RNA, 2236 nt
Organism: Carassius auratus (goldfish)
Lineage: Eukaryota; Metazoa; Chordata; Actinopteri; Cypriniformes; Cyprinidae
Gene: dhrs13a.3
Product: dehydrogenase/reductase (SDR family) member 13a, duplicate 3
Exons: 5
Coding region: 154-1107 (317 amino acids)
Source: RefSeq, a predicted model, not a curated record
CCGGAAGCUACUGCUGGCAGUUACGAAAAAAUAAACACGAGAAAGGAGAAAGUGGCGGAGCAAAGCACCCGAUAAGUCUGCCAUCCGCCGUAAAAUAAGAAGAAGGAGAGAAAGGAAGCAAAGAUCCCUUAAUUGACGCGCUCUAAGGAACUAAUGUCUGUGUUGUUGUCAGUGCUGGUCGGUGUGCUCGCUGCAUACCUUCUGAUUUAUUACUGCCUGUUUAAAGGAGCUAGAUUUAAGAGCAACGUGACCUUAAAAGGGAAAACAGCAAUUGUUACAGGGAGUAAUACAGGCAUUGGCAAAACCACAGCCUUGGAUCUGGCCAAGAGAGGGGCCCGAGUGAUCCUCGCCUGCAGAAACAAAGAGAAAGCUGAAGCUGCUGUUUUUGACAUAAGAAAGGAAAGUGGGAACCCAGAGGUACUGUACAUGCAUCUGGACCUGGCCAGUUUGAAGUCUGUGCGUGCUUUUGCAGAGACUUUUCUGAAGAGUGAACCGAGACUCGACUUGCUCAUUAACAAUGCAGGUCUUAUCGCGUCAGGCAGAACUGAAGAUGGCUUUGGCAUGGCGUUCGGUGUCAACCACCUCGGCCACUUUUUGCUGACGCUGUUGCUGUUGGAUCGUCUAAAGCAGGCAGAGCACAGCCGCGUCGUCAAUGUGUCCGCCCUGCUGCAUCGACUGGGGUCUGUGGAUUUCAACCUCCUCAACACUCACAAGGAUCUGGUCACAGGUCAGUCAUCCUGGCACGCAUUCAGAGCCUACUGCCACAGCAAACUGUGUAAUGUGCUCUUUACCCGAGAGCUCGCAAACCGACUGGAGGGGACGAGUGUCACUUGCUAUUGUCUGCAUCCAGGUGUAAUAACCACUGAGAUCGGUCGGAAUAUGGGUGUGCUGCAUAAGCUGCUUUUCCUGCCCAUGUCCAAGCUGUUUUUUCUGGACCCAGAGGGAGGUGCGCAGACCACGCUCUACUGUGCUUUGCAGGAGGGGCUUGAGCCUCUGAGUGGACGGUAUUUCUCUUCCUGUGCCUUGCAGAAUGUUAGUGCUCAAGGACGGGAUGAUGCCUUGGCCAGGAAGCUUUGGGAAGUGAGCGAGAGGCUGUGUGGCCUGUGAGUGAGUGAGCUCACACAGGUUUGUAGAACAAUAGAACUCUAACACAGAAAAAGAGAUAUUACUAACAGCGUUAUGAGCAUCAGCUUCUGAAGGUUUUUGGGUGUUACAGGUUUGCAUUUUCAACAGGUGUAUACUUUUGUAUUUGGUAUGUAAUACUUUAUAAUAUUUUGUUGCUUUAAAUGAACACAACUUAAUAAAAUUAGGGGUGGAUUGAUAAAUAAUUUUUUUUGAUACAAUGAGCUGUUAAUUAUUUUUGUUGUAAUGGCCCUAUAAAUGGAAUGAAUUAAAAAUUCUAUGCUAUUUUAUCUUAAAAAACAAAAAACAAAAAACAAACACUAAACCUACAAUCAGUUGUUCCAAAUGCUACAAGUUAAUAAUGCACAGUUUAUAUCUACCUAAUUAUUAUUAUUCUUAAAUGUAGUAAUGUUUUUUUUUUUUAAAUGAACUUAGACUGUUAAAUUAUGGCAAAAGUCAAAUAAAUUUAAAAAUAAGAUAAAUAAUAAAAUUAGAUUAAUAAAAUCAGAAUAAUUGAAAUAUUGGUAAAUAACUAAUAUGGUGCUUAUAUAUUGUGCCUCUCUAUGUUAAAUAAAGCAACCACAUAUGCAAAUCUUGGGGAACAGUAGCCAUAAUAAAUAACCUGAGUAAUGCCUAUUUUUUCAUGUAUUUUUGUAGAAAAUAUGAAGAAGUGAAGUUGCAAAUUUGUAUUCACUCACUGGACACAAUGGAGUUAGCAUUCCUUUGUAUUAAGGUUUAAUGUGGUGUAUUUUUUCAUCUAUCUAUCUAUCUAUCUAUCUAUCUAUCUAUCUAUCUAUCUAUCUAUCUAUCUAUCUAUCAUAUAUUUAAUAUAUUUCAUAUCUUUUUAUUUCAUGUUUCAUAUCUUUCUUUUCCUCUUUCUUUCAAAUAUAUUAUUCUUUAUCGAUCUAUAUCGCAUUGCUACACAAAAUGCAUAAAUGCUACACAUAAUGCAUAAAUGGUACUAUUUUAUUUUUAUAUAAUCGGUGCUUUUAACCUGAACGCAUCCACUUUCUUCUUUAAACUUGUGACCAAUUCAAAUACCUAGUGUAUUUGAAAACCAAAAUCAUUUGAAGAAAUAAUCAAAUAAAAAAUAAAACUGUUUAUGAACAUUUAA